Molecule: messenger RNA, 399 nt
Organism: Botrytis byssoidea
Lineage: Eukaryota; Fungi; Ascomycota; Leotiomycetes; Helotiales; Sclerotiniaceae
Exons: 1
Coding region: 1-399 (132 amino acids)
Source: RefSeq, a predicted model, not a curated record
AUGGUUGAUUUUGACUCCGACACAUUUCUUAACACAUUUCGAAAUGGAGCUAAGGAAGAGAUGCAACCAGAUAAUGAAGUACCCUUUUACAAUGAAACACUGACUUUUUUGAGAAAUUCAUGUCAAGAACGUCGUGAUCGCGGUAUGGGUUAUGGAACUUCACGUGUUCCUCAUCAUCCUACAGCCAUCGCAUCCCUCGUUGAUAUGCUCAGUACCAAGCUUCGAUCAUUGUGGUGUGUUGACAAGUUACUAUGCGACUCAAGGAUCUACAGCAAUAUAAGUCCGCGCAUGGGAAGACCUCACUUACCAGAGACAUGUCCUAUCAUGACUUUUAUGAAACAAAUGGGAAAAUCCAGUAUCAACUUUGAAUGGUUGGAGAGGGAUCCUACACCAAUUUAA